Molecule: messenger RNA, 968 nt
Organism: Daphnia carinata
Lineage: Eukaryota; Metazoa; Arthropoda; Branchiopoda; Diplostraca; Daphniidae
Product: motile sperm domain-containing protein 1-like
Exons: 4
Coding region: 141-818 (225 amino acids)
Cellular component (GO): cytoplasm
Source: RefSeq, a predicted model, not a curated record
CGAAACAUCUUUCAAGGACAACGACAAAAUAGAGAGUGUUUAGGACUCGAGACACUGCGUUACAAAUAAAGAAAAUUAUCCAGCUUCCUAGAUUGUAGAUCUUUCUUAAAGACCAUUUGUACAUAUAGAUAGUGUGUAAAAUGACAGAGUUGAAACGUUUACCCGUGUUUGUUUUCCCGACCUCGCUUAAUUUCUUCGCUGAAGAAUCGUCUUCACACAAACAAAUGGUCACUGUUUACAAUCCAUAUGAUUUUGUGGUGAACUUCAAAGUGCUAUGCAAUGCACCACACAAGUACAGGAUUGUUGACCCUGAAGGAUCCAUUAAACCCCAUUGUUGUGUAGAUAUAGUUAUACGUCAUAUUUCUAUAUUACCAACCUGCUAUCAUGUUACAGACAAGUUCAGGAUUCAAAUGAAUGAUCACAUUAGCAGGCAAUUGUUAGGGAAAAAGGAUCUAUCAGUUACUUUAUUACCAGGAAAAUCCUCAGGAAUCUCAGAAUCUAGUGCUACUAGUCAGGAUACAUACAAGCAAUUCUCUACAGAGCUGACUGCAGCCUCAUCUGGUGAUUCAAGUGCACCAAUCGUGCAAAUCCAGGCUUCCUCUGAAAACCUUGCAAAACUAGGUUAUCAAACUGCUGGGCCAAAUUAUAUUGCUAUUGUGGUAGCAAUUAUUUGUAUUAUAGCUUUAAUGUUGCCUUCUGAUGAAUCUGAAAGCAGCCCAUCAUCAUCGCUGUGGUCUUUGUUUCACUUGUCUUCCCAGCAGAAAUUGGUAUUUGCCUAUUCUCUUGGUCUGGUUACGAUGGUCAUAUUUCGAGUAUAAGCCUUUCUCCUAUAGAAAAUUACUGAAAAUGCAAAGAAUGGGCAACUUUGUAUUCGCCUACGAAAUGCGAGAAUAAUUGUUGAGAUUCAUUAAUGUCGAAUUCAUAAAAAAAAAGAACAUUUAGAUAAUUUAUAAAGUGAUCUGAACACG